AUGUCUUUUGUGAAAGGAACGUUAUCGGAUGCCCAGCGACAACGAAUAGAAGCCAACAGAAGAAGAGCUUUGGAACGCCUUCAGAAAAAGGGAUUGCGCGAUCAAACCGUGGUGUCCCUGAUAGAUCCUACCAUUGUAGCGGAUUCUGGCAACUCAAUACUGGUUGACACGCAUAAUCAGACGACAGGAAGUACAAUAGACCUACUGCAGAAGAAGCAGAAAGUCGAGUUGACUCCUGAACAGCGAAAGCGCAUUGAACAAAACCGCAAAAAAGCAUUAGAAAUCCGAGAGAAUCUACAAAAAAACCACCGCGAUGCCACAGACCAUACUAUUCCAACGCUACCGGUUCCAGAUGCUCUUGUGCAACAGGAACAGGCCAAAAAGAAACUGGAAGUCAUCAAGCCCAUGAACCGUAAAAGGGACUAUAUUGACUACGACUUCUCUACCAUGAAAGAUACCCACGGAGGAUUCAUGGACGAUCCUUCGGGUGAUGAGGAUGCCCUAAUAAACCAAUCUUUGGAGGAUUGGAAAGAACGACAAAAACGUGAACUCAUUGUUCAUGAUCUUGCUCCUCCGCUUGACAUUGCAUCUGCACCAAAGUGUGUUGAGUGUGAAUCUUUAGAAAUCGAUCCAAACUACUAUUCGAACUUCAAGCAAACGCGUGUAUGCCGCCGUUGUGCCAAAGAAAAGCCUGAAAAAUACUCGCUCUUGACCAAGACUGAGUGCAAAGAAGAUUAUCUUCUCACCGAACCCGAGUUGCAAGAUAUUAAUCUUCUUCCACGUAUCGAAAAACCUAAUCCCCACGGAUACUCACGGAUGCAGUUGUUUCUUCGGCUUCAAGUAGAAGAAUUCGCUGUGAAAAAGUGGGGUUCAUUGGAAAAUCUCGAUAAAGAAUGGGAAAGAAGAGAAGAGAUGCGGCUCAAACGAAAGGACAAGAAGUACAAGGACAAAUUGAAAGAAAUGAGACGCAAAACUAGAGCUGAAGAAUAUACUACAAAGCUUAGAAACGGUAAGUCCCUUAACGAUAAACACGUACACGAUUGGGCCCAGCCAAUUCCCUUUGUUAAAGAUGAUAUGAACUUUGUCAAGAAGAGAUGUAUUGAUUGUGGUAUAGAAGUUGAAGAAGUUAAAUUGUAA
Molecule: messenger RNA, 1137 nt
Organism: Yamadazyma tenuis ATCC 10573
Lineage: Eukaryota; Fungi; Ascomycota; Pichiomycetes; Serinales; Debaryomycetaceae
Gene: RAD14
Product: Rad14p
Biological process (GO): nucleotide-excision repair, DNA damage recognition; base-excision repair; nucleotide-excision repair involved in interstrand cross-link repair
Cellular component (GO): nucleotide-excision repair factor 1 complex
Molecular function (GO): damaged DNA binding
Source: RefSeq, a predicted model, not a curated record